AUGAUCAUAAUUAUUGCUCUAUUUAUCGGAUAUACGGUUUAUCUUAUUAUUAACAUAUGCAAUGACGUUCCGAUACUAAGAAUAGAGUCGAGAGCGGACAACAGCCUUAGACUUCCAACAAUAAUAUUUGAGUUUGACUACAAAGUCUUGCUUGAAUGUUCAUUCAGUUAUAAUAAUGAUAAUGCAACAGAUGCUCAAAAUUGUUUAAAGUACAUUUCACAGCCUACCUAUGACUCAAGUUCUAAGAAAUACAAGGGAUCGUUUAAUCCCUCACCUGAUUUAGUGUUAGAGGGUCAAGACCAACCGCAUGGAAUGUCUUUACUUGGGAUAGGAUAUGGUGUAAUCGAUCCAGCAUUCAACAACUCCAAAUUAAAUAUGAUUGAAGCAAGCAUAAAGUAUACGGAUAAUUCAUAUGAUCAACUCAUUCGUACAAUCAAAAACAGCGACGCAGAAUUCUACAAUUCUCUGGUAGUGUCGUCAGCAUACGUCCUAUUUUACGGCCAAGUAUACGUAAUGUCAUACACUCAAAAUGAGAGACACAUAAUGAAAAAAAAUUCGCUGUCUGCUUUCGGCAUUCAAUCUGGCACAUUACGUGUACCUUACAUCACUGCUGAGUUAGAUAAUGGACCAAUGCCUAAUAUUUUUAACGGUGGACUAAUGGUAAUUAAACCUCAGACCUUUGCUGUUAAAGUUGAGGUUCUCGGUGCAAUUGGUUUGCUUGGUGGUAUAUGGAGCAUAGCUGCAGGACUGUAUGCCUUUUUGUUAGGAAGAGACACAAUACGUCCAUGGGGUUGUGUUCAAUAUUAUUGUUGCUGUUUUAUUCGACCAACACGUUCAAAGCUAUAUAAAUCAUUCCCAGUCGUUCCGUUUCAAUCCUCCAAAGAAUCACCAGAGGCAGAGUCAACAUUCCAGUCAGAAGAGACAACAGACUGGCAAAAAAGAGUAGAAGCAUUGGAACUGUUUAUCCAAGAAUACAUAGUUGAUACAGAAUAUUUAAAUGGGUUGGAUAAGAGCGAAUGUCCAGGUCGAGUUAGUGCUUGGCUGUCACGUUUUGAGUUGAAAAAGAACAGACUAAAUAAAGCGUCUGGUGGUGUGAACGGAAAUGUAAUAAACGGAAUUAGUACGCAAAGAAUGUCGGAAACACCAACCCAAUUCGAAUACUAUUCAAAAAGUUUGCCUAUUCCACCUUCGUCUAUAGCUGAAGUCUAUUCGGAAUCUUUACGUCCAGAUUCUUAUUAUUCUUCGCAACCCGACACGUAUGCGUCUGGCUUACCGGUGAGACAAGCUUUCCAGGAUCAAUCACAACCAGUUCAAGAAGGAUAUGCAGACGACAAUGACACUCGAUCAAGCCAGUUACUUUACACAACAACGCAAUUUUAUACUGAUCAAGAAAGAUAA
Paraglomus occultum is the source of this 1398-nucleotide messenger RNA. The record is from the annotation of a GenBank genome assembly. Lineage: Eukaryota; Fungi; Glomeromycota; Glomeromycetes; Paraglomerales; Paraglomeraceae.